UAUGGGGUCACAAUAUAAUUCAGAAAAUAAUCAGGAUGUUUUAAACGCCACUCUUCAUAAUGUUAGAAAUUUAAUAAAUUUGCUAAAAUCAAUAAAGUUUACUGACUCUACCGUUCUUUUUGCAACUGAUCAAGGCUUCAAAUUUACUGUUGAAGAUGGAAAAUGUAUGCAAGCGAAUGCUUUCCUACAGAAAGAUCUUUUCGACUUUUAUAACAUUACAGAAGAGUUUAUUGUCAAACUACCUCUGAAAGUUCUCCUCCAUUGCCUGUUAAUAUUUGGUGGAACAAGCUCGACUGUCAUCAAAUUUGUUUAUGAAAAAGAUGGUUUCCCAUUGCAUAUAGUACUAGAGGAACCUGGCAUAUCUACUGAGUGCUCCAUAAGAACGUUUGAACCAGAUGAUCUGUUGGAUUUUCGGUUCAAUGGACAGGAUGUUAUCAAUAAGGUAAUCAUGCAGAGUUCAAAACUUAAAGAAGUUUUCUUGGAAUUGGACGCAACAAGUGAGAGUAUAGACAUUACAAUGUCUCCAGAUGAACCUUACUUACGAUUUGCUACCAUUGGUAUAGCUGCCAGCACUGAUGUAUCUGUUCCCAAAAAUGCAUCUGCCGUUGAAGUCUUUCAAUGCACUGAAGUUCAGACUUUUUCUUAUAAGUUAUCUUUUUUCAAAAGAUCUGUUAAAGCUUUAGCUCUGGCAAAUAGAGUAUCAAUCCGAAUUGAUAACAGAGGAUUUUUGUCAAUGCAGUACCUUUUAAAAACAGACGAUGAUAAGACUUCUUUUGUCGAAUUUUAUUGUGCUCCUAACGAAGACUAA
Molecule: messenger RNA, 808 nt
Organism: Dimorphilus gyrociliatus
Lineage: Eukaryota; Metazoa; Annelida; Polychaeta; Dinophilidae
Source: the annotation of a GenBank genome assembly